Molecule: messenger RNA, 1273 nt
Organism: Cervus elaphus (red deer)
Lineage: Eukaryota; Metazoa; Chordata; Mammalia; Artiodactyla; Cervidae
Gene: INCA1
Product: inhibitor of CDK, cyclin A1 interacting protein 1
Exons: 7
Coding region: 299-1042 (247 amino acids)
Biological process (GO): negative regulation of cyclin-dependent protein serine/threonine kinase activity; negative regulation of cell population proliferation
Cellular component (GO): cytoplasm
Molecular function (GO): cyclin binding; cyclin-dependent protein serine/threonine kinase inhibitor activity
Source: RefSeq, a predicted model, not a curated record
GCGGACCCGGGUAGGGGACCCAGGCCCCUGACGCGCGCACGUCGCCGCCGUCGGAGGCGCGCUCAGGGGGCGGAGCCGCCCGUCAAGCCCCGCCCAGGAGGUGGUGCGGCGCAGGCCCCGCCCCAAGGCUCGAGGCUUUAGUCGGCUCCGCCCUCGGCUCCGGUCGUCGCCUCACUCCUCAGCGCCUGGUGUAACGUUCUAGAAUUCGACGCGCAGCUGCCUCAGGUGCCCUGGCCAAGUGCAGUCGGCAGCGGCACCACCACCCGGGCGUUGUGUCUCUGCCUGGUCCUUAGCACCAAUGAGGAGACUCAAUCCAACCUCCCAACCCAGUCCAGUCAUGCAAGUACAGGAAGAUGCAGACAACCUUAUCCCUUUUGCCAAGUGUUCUAGGGUGGUCAGCCGAUCUCCACCCCCCGGCUUGCCUUCCCAGAGCCUCAGACUGACGCCCCAGCGCUAUGGAGACACCUUCUGGGAGAGUCUUAGUCAAAGGCCCAGCCCCACCUGGAUGGAGGAACAGUACACCCCACCCCUGCUGAGAGCCACUGGUUGCUCCCAGCCUGGCCAGUAUGGCCCUGAGGGACUCCCACCUCCUGAGGUGCUCUGCAGAAGAAAGAGGAGGAGGCCACAUUCGGGAGGAAUGCAGCAGGGAUCUGGGGGCAUCCCAGCCCGGGUAAGGGCGGUCACUCAUCACUUGGAGGAUCUAAGGAGGCGACAGAGAAUCAUCAAUGAGCUGAAGAAGGCCCAGUGGGGCAGCUCUGGGGCUGCGUCUGGGCCUCUGCUGGUUGACAGUGAUGGUUGUGGCUUCCCCAGCACCACCGAACACCCUGAUCGGGAAGAGGAGAGGGCAGACUAUCCACAAGAGGAGGACCACUUCCUCACUUCUGGCAGGGCCCAGCUGCUUUGGUCUCCCUGGAGUCCCCUGGGCCAGGAGGGGUCUUGUCUCUCCACGCAGCUGGGCUCUGUGGGUCCCUUCAGCACUGUCACAGCCACUAGGAACCCCUUUUACCAUCCCUGGGGGGUGGAACUACAGUCUGAGGAGUAGGGAGAAACUGUCCAAGCCCAAGACCCUGGCCAUGCCUCAGGGGCUCAGGAUUGGGAGUUGGAAUCUCCAGUAUUUGGGACAUCCUUUCCUUGGCCAUCUUCCUCUCCCCGCCUCUGAACUAGGCACGAACAGCGCCGAUGGUUUCCCCUCUCCAUCAGAGGAACCCCCCAAGGCUCCCUGCCACUAUUCUCUUCUUCGUUCUGUUAUUAAAAAGUAAGCAAGUGGAGCCCA